GGACGACGACGAGGAGAUGCAGAUGUCGGAGAGCGACGAGGAGUAACUGGAUGGAUGCAACACGAUACGAUACCCAUACGGAAAGAGGUUCAGCGUUACGGAAUGAAUCGAGGAUGCAUGUUCCAUCGCCGUCUGUGGCCUCUGGCGCCAAAGUGGGUAUGUGGCUGACUCUUACCAGGGUUUCGGGUGCGGCUGCAGGUCUUCGAGAAGAUGUCCUGAGGCUCGCGGGCCUUCGCGAUUGGCUCUUUCGCACCGCACCUUCUGCUACAUAAAAUGGACCUGGGAGCCAGAUCUUCGCUGCC
This is a messenger RNA of Paraphaeosphaeria sporulosa, 302 nucleotides long. RefSeq lists its product as uncharacterized. The record is from RefSeq and is a predicted model, not a curated record. Lineage: Eukaryota; Fungi; Ascomycota; Dothideomycetes; Pleosporales; Didymosphaeriaceae. The coding region runs from base 114 to 272 and encodes 52 amino acids. The transcript has a single exon.